Molecule: messenger RNA, 1470 nt
Organism: Cynocephalus volans (Philippine flying lemur)
Lineage: Eukaryota; Metazoa; Chordata; Mammalia; Dermoptera; Cynocephalidae
Gene: KLK4
Product: kallikrein related peptidase 4
Exons: 7
Coding region: 1-1470 (489 amino acids)
Biological process (GO): proteolysis
Molecular function (GO): serine-type endopeptidase activity
Source: RefSeq, a predicted model, not a curated record
AUGACUCCGCGCUGCUUCCCGCCAGCCCUGACCUCUGCCUGCACCUCUGCAGUCGCACUCGCCCACCUUUGCCCAGCCCUGCCCCCACACCUCUGCUCCCAGUGCGGGGACCCAGCCUCCGUGUCAUCCCUGGCUCCUCUAGCCCUUCUCCCUCCUCCACCUCACCCCCGAUUCCCGUCCAUCAAUCAGCACUUUGGCUCUACCUGCAAAAUGAACCCCGAGUCCACCUAUUUUUCUUCUCCCUGGACCAUGGGCCCCGUCAUCUCUCACGUGGGACGUUGUCACCUCCGACCUCCACGACGGAGCCUGCUCGCUCUGCCUCGCACACGCACACGCAAUGCUCAGCUGCCAGGACCGGCUCCUCAGACCCAUCACGUGGCUCUCAGCUUAAAGGCCCCCUCCUCUGAGACUCCCCGACCGCCACCUUAUUUGCUGGUCCCUGUAAUUUUUCUUCAAGCCCGAUGCGAGCAGAAACUUGGCUCCUUCCUGGCGUGUGUCCAGCAGCUCCAGCGGCGCUCAGAGGCGGAGCUGUCCAGUGGCUCUUUACUGCGUGGAGGCUGCAUCACGCUCGCGCUCGCUGGGAGCCCACUAUGCACCCGAUACCAUGUCAAGGCACUUUCUAUGCAUUUUCCCUUUGAGUCCACUCCAGAAGUGAGCAGCAAUGGUUACCCUGGUUUUACAGAGCAGGGUGCUGACAUGACGGCCACAACAGGAAACCCUGGGGGCUGGUUCCUGGGGUACCUCAUCCUCGGUGUCACAGGACCCCUCAGCUCUGUCUCUGCGGGCGGCGGCAGCAUCGUCAACGGCGAGGACUGCCGCCCGCACUCGCAGCCCUGGCAGGCCGCGCUGUUCGCGCGAAACGAGUUUUUCUGCGCGGGCGUCCUGGUGCAUCCUCGGUGGGUGCUGUCAGCCGCACACUGUUUCCAGAAAUCCUUCACCAUCGGGCUGGGCCUGCACAGUCUCGAGGCCACCCAAGAACCAGGCAGCCGGGUGAUGGAGGCCACCCUCUCGGUACAGCACCCAGAGUACAACAAACCCCUUCUCGCCAACGACCUCAUGCUCAUCCGGUUGAACGAGUCAGUGCCCAAGUCUGACAGCAUCCGGAACAUCAGCAUCAGCUCCCAGUGCCCGACCGCUGGGGAUUCUUGCCUCGUGUCUGGCUGGGGUCUGCUGGUGGACGGCGGACUGCCCACAGUGCUCCAGUGUGUGAAUAUCUCAGUGGUGUCCGAGGAGGACUGCGAUGAGCACUACGCCCCCAUAUACCAUCCCAGCAUGUUCUGCGCUGGUGGAGGACAGGACCAAAAGGACUCCUGUAAUGGUGACUCUGGGGGGCCCCUGGUCUGCAAUGGGUCCCUGCAAGGCCUCGUGUCUUUUGGACAAGCCCAGUGUGGCCAACCCGGUACUCCAGGCGUUUACACCAACCUGUGCAAAUUCACUGACUGGAUUGAGCAAACCAUCCAGGCCAAUUAG